This is a messenger RNA of Tyto alba (common barn owl), 9967 nucleotides long. It is a transcript of the gene KIF21B, whose product is annotated as kinesin family member 21B. The record is from RefSeq and is a predicted model, not a curated record. Gene Ontology annotation, biological process: microtubule-based movement; mitotic spindle organization. The transcript has 35 exons. Gene Ontology annotation, molecular function: microtubule motor activity; microtubule binding; ATP binding. Bases 44 to 4921 code for a protein of 1625 amino acids. Lineage: Eukaryota; Metazoa; Chordata; Aves; Strigiformes; Tytonidae.
CCCGCCCCUGGGCGCUGCGGCCGCGGUGCCGGGCGGCGGGGCCAUGGCGGCCUGGGACAGCUGCGUCAAGGUGGCCGUGAGGAUCCGUCCACAGCUGUCCAAAGAGAAAAUAGAGGGAUGUCACAUCUGUACCUCGGUGACGCCUGGUGAGCCGCAGGUGCUGCUGGGGAAGGACAAGGCCUUCACCUAUGACUUUGUCUUUGACCUGGACACAUGGCAGGAGCAAAUCUACACGACGUGCGUGGGCAAGCUCAUUGAAGGCUGCUUUGAGGGCUACAAUGCCACCGUGCUGGCAUACGGCCAGACUGGCGCGGGGAAGACGUACACCAUGGGCACUGGCUUCGACAUGAACAUCUCUGAGGAUGAGCAGGGCAUCAUCCCACGGGCCAUUGGCCACCUCUUCAGUGGCAUCGAGGAGCGCAAGCAGGCAGCCCAGAGUCAGGGCGUGGCAGUGCCGGAGUUCAAAGUCAGCGCCCAGUUCCUGGAGCUCUACAACGAGGAGAUCCUGGACCUGUUUGACAGUGCUCGCGACCCUGAUGCACGUCACCGUAAAUCCAACAUCAAAAUCCACGAGGAUGCCAGUGGAGGCAUCUACACCACAGGGGUCACAUCACGCCUCAUCAACUCACAGGAUGAGCUGAUCCAGUGCCUCAAACAGGGGGCUCUUUCCCGCACCACCGCCAGCACCCAGAUGAAUGUGCAGAGCUCCCGGUCCCACGCCAUCUUCACCAUUCACCUGUGCCAGAUGAGAGUGUGCACCCGUCCGGAGCUGGUGAACGGGGAGGUGACCAGCCUCCUGGAUGAAGCCCAGCCCACCACUGAGUAUGAGACCCUCACGGCCAAGUUUCACUUCGUAGACCUGGCUGGCUCAGAGAGGCUGAAGCGAACGGGUGCUACUGGCGAGAGAGCGAAGGAAGGCAUCUCCAUCAACUGUGGGCUGCUGGCCUUGGGGAACGUCAUUAGUGCCCUUGGAGACCAGAGCAAGAAAGUUGUGCAUGUGCCCUACCGUGACUCCAAGCUCACCCGCCUGCUGCAGGACUCCCUCGGGGGCAACAGCCAAACCAUCAUGAUCGCCUGUGUGAGCCCAUCUGACCGGGACUUUAUGGAGACCCUGAACACGCUCAAGUAUGCCAAUCGGGCUCGCAACAUCAAGAACAAGGUGGUGGUGAACCAGGACAAGACAAGUCAGCAGAUCAGUGCCCUGCGGGCUGAGAUCGCCCGCCUGCAGAUGGAGCUGAUGGAGUACAAGGCGGGUAAGCGGGUCAUUGGGGAGGAUGGCUCGGAGGGCUACAGCGACCUUUUUCGUGAGAACGCCAUGCUGCAGAAGGAGAAUAGCACCCUGCGCAUGCGGGUGAAGGCCAUGCAGGAGGCCAUCGAUGCUAUCAACAGCAGGGUCACCCACCUCAUGAGCCAGGAAGCCAAUCUGAUGCUGGCCAAGGCAGGUGAUGGCAAUGAAGCCAUUGGUGCCCUCAUCCAGAACUAUAUCCGGGAGAUCGAAGAGCUGAGGACAAAGCUUCUGGAGAGCGAGUCCAUGAAUGAGUCUCUGCGUCGCAGCCUCUCACGUGUCUCUGCCCGUCCCCCCUACUCCAUGGGCUCAUCCCCAGCAUCUGGCUUGGCUGGCCUGUGCAGCCCCGCUGCUCCAGUGGAGACUGAGGCCUCUGAUGUCCUCCGACGGGCCAAGCAGGACCUGGAGCGCCUGAAAAAGAAGGAGAGGAGGCAGCAGAGGAAGAGCCCAGAGAAGGAAGCGUUCAAGAAGCGUCAGAAACUGCAGCAGGACAAUGGGGAGGAGACAGAUGAGAACGAGGUAGAAGAGGAGGAGGAAGAACAGGAUGAGAGUGGCUGCGAGGAAGAGGAUGGACGUGAGGAUGAAGAUGAGGACUCGGGCAGUGAAGAGAGUCUGGUGGACUCAGACUCGGAUGCAGAGGAGAAGGCCGUGAAUUUCCAGGCCGACCUGGCGGAUCUGACUUGUGAGAUAGAGAUCAAGCAGAAGCUGAUUGAUGAGCUGGAGAACAGCCAGCGGCGCCUGCAGACCCUCAAACACCAGUAUGAGGAGAAGCUGAUCUUGCUGCAGAACAAGAUUCGGGACACACAGCUGGAGCGGGAUCGGGUCCUGCAGAACCUCAGCACCAUGGAGUGCUACACGGAGGAGAAAGCAAACAAGAUCAAAGCAGACUACGAGAAGCGGCUGAAGGAGAUGAACCGGGACCUGCAGAAGCUCCAGGCAGCCCAGAAGGAGCAUGCUCGCCUGCUCAAGAACCAGUCCCGUUACGAGCGGGAGCUGAGGAAGCUGCAGGCGGAGGUGGCCGAGAUGAAGAAGGCGAAGGUUGCGCUGAUGAAGCAGAUGCGGGAGGAGCAGCAGCGGAGGCGGCUGGCGGAGAUGAAGAGGAAUCGGGAGAUUGCGCAGCUCAAGAAGGAGCAGCGCCGGCAGGAGUUUCAGAUCCGGGCUCUGGAGUCUCAGAAGCGGCAGCAGGAAAUAGUGCUGCGGAGGAAAACCCAGGAGGUCUCGGCACUGCGUCGUCUCGCCAAGCCCAUGUCAGACCGGGUCGCCGGCAGGACGAGCCAGAAGCCAGCCAUGCUGGACUCAGGCGCAGAAGUCUCAGCCAGCACCACCUCCUCCGAGCCAGAGUCUGGUGCUCGCUCUGUCUCUAGCAUCGUGCGUCAGUGGAACAGGAAAAUCAACAACUUCCUGGGAGACCCCUCAUCCACUGUGAACGGGGCUCGGACCACCAGGAAGAAGUUCCCCAAGAAGGGGGUGAGCCAGACCUUCAGCAAAGCCGCCCGCCUCAAGUGGCAGUCGCUGGAGCGACGUAUCUUUGACAUUGUCAUGCAGAGGAUGACCAUUGUCAAUCUGGAGGCUGACAUGGAGCGGCUCAUCAAGAAACGCGAGGAGCUGGCACUGCUGCAGGAAGCAUUACUGGGCAAGAGAGUGAAACUGCAGGCAGAGAGCCCCAAGGAGCAGAAGGGGCUGCAAGAGCUGAACGAAGAGAUUGAAGUGCUGGGAGCCAACAUUGACUACAUCAAUGAUAGCAUUUCUGACUGCCAGGCCACCAUCAUGCAGAUCGAGGAGACCAAGGAGGAGCUGGACUCCACGGACACCUCAGUGGUGAUCAGCUCCUGCUCCCUGGCUGAAGCCCGGCUCCUGCUGGACAAUUUCCUGAAGGCCUCCAUCGACAAGGGGCUGCAAGUGGCACAGAAGGAGGCCCAGAUUCGCCUGCUGGAGGGGCGCCUGCGGCAGACGGACAUGAGCAGCUCCUCGCAGAACCACGCCAUCCUGGACGCCCUGCGAGAAAAGGCCGAGUCGCACCCCGAGCUGCAGGCCCUGAUCCACAACGUCCAGCAAGAGAACGGCUACACCAGCACAGACGAGGAGGUCUCAGAAUUCAGCCUGGCUUCAGAUGGGAGCGUCUCCCAGUCUUUCACCAUGAAGGGAUCAGCAAGCCAAGAUGACUUCAAGUUCAAGGGAGAGCCCAAGCUCUCAGGGCAGAUGAAGGCAGUGUCAGCUGAGUGUCUAGGACCCACACUGGACGUCUCCACCAAGAACAUCACCAAGUCCUUGGCAUCACUCAUGGAGAUCAAAGAGGAUGGGAUCAGCUUCUCCAUCCGAGACCCCCAUUACAAGGAGAAGGUGUCGCGCACCAUCAGCCUGCCCACGCGAGGAAGCACCUUUCCCAGGCAAUCCCGUGGCUCAGACACUUCACCUCUGACAAGGAGAAAAUCCUAUGACCGUGGGCAACCUGCCAGGCCUCCAGAUGUUGGCUUCACACCUCCCUCAUCCCCACCCACCCGUCCACGCAACGACCGCAAUGUCUUCUCUCGGCUCACAAGCAACCAGAGCCAGGGUUCUGCCUUGGAUAAGUCUGAUGACAGCGAUUCCUCUGUCUCGGAGGUGCUGAGGGGCAUCAUUAACCCAGUGGGUGGCACCAAGAACGCCCGGACAGCCCCGCUGCAAUGUGUCUCCGUGGCAGAAGGACACACCAAGCCUGUGCUCUGCCUGGAUGCCACCGACGAGCUGCUUUUCACUGGGUCCAAAGACCGGAGCUGCAAAAUGUGGAACCUGGUGACAGGCCAAGAAAUUGCUUCCCUCAAGGGUCACCCGAACAAUGUGGUUUCCAUCAAGUACUGCAGCCACACAGGGCUGGUGUUCACUGUGUCCACAUCGUACAUCAAAGUGUGGGACAUCCGGGACUCAGCCCGGUGCAUCCGCACCCUCACAUCUUCUGGACAGGUGAUCUCUGGGGACGCAUGUGCUGGGACCACCACCCGCACCAUCACUAGUGUGCAGGGGGAGCACCAGAUCAACCAGAUUGCUCUCAACCCCACUGGCACCAUGCUCUACGCUGCUACUGGUAACUCCGUCCGCAUCUGGGAGCUGAGCAGGUUGCAGCCCAUCGGGAAGCUGAGUGGCCACAUCGGGCCUGUGAUGUGUCUCACGGUAAACCAGACGGCAAGCAACCACGACCUGGUGGUCACAGGCUCCAAAGAUCACUACGUCAAGGUGUUUGAGAUUGCCGAGGGCAUGGUGGGCAAUAUUGGCCCCACUCACAACUUUGAGCCCCCUCACUAUGAUGGCAUCGAGUGCCUGGCCAUCCAGGGAGACAUCCUCUUCAGUGGCUCCAGGGACAACGGCAUAAAGAAGUGGGAUCUGGAGCAGCAGGAACUUAUCCAGCAAAUCCCCAAUGCCCACAAAGACUGGGUUUGUGCCCUGGCCUUCAUCCCUGGCCGCCCCAUGGUGCUGAGUGCUUGCCGAGGAGGCGUGAUCAAAGUCUGGAACGUGGACACCUUCACUCCGGUUGGGGAGAUCAAAGGGCAUGACAGCCCCAUCAAUGCCAUCUGCACCAACUCAAAGCACAUUUUCACUGCCUCCAGCGACUUGACAGUGAAGCUCUGGAGUGGGAGGAGGCUACCCAUGGGGUCAAACUAACAACUGCAAAAAGACUGGAAGACAUGACAGGAGGGUGAAGGUCAGGGUACCUCUCCCUUGCUAUCGAGACCCGGUCAUCUACAGGAGCUCAGCCCAGGGAUAGGGAUUUCCUUGUACCUGACCCAACGGGGUGGACGAUGUCCCAUCUGGUACUUUGAGCACUGCCAGCUCCUGUGAGGAGGCAGCUCUGUGGGACACCAUCAGCUCCACCUUCCCUCCUGCUGAAGUUUCUUGAUGGUUUUCCAGUGACUAAGAAAUGUUUCAUCUCUCUUCUCACCCACACUGCUGUAACGCCAGCCAGGACUUCUUGAAGGUCAAAGCUCCUUGGCUCCUUCUGAGACACUCAAUUCCCUUCUGCCACCAUGGGCUCAUGUGGCCUCCACUGAGAUGUGCUGCUUCUGUCCCUGUUGGCUCUGGGGCUGGUUCCUGCAGGAAUCUUUUCUCUGCUCGAUGGCCACAAGGACAUUUGGUGUCUGCUGCUUCUUUGGAGACGUUACUUGUGGGACAGCCUCUCUGCUGUGGGGGGCCUGCUGAAGGUUUUCCAGGUAGUCCCAUCAUUUCCCAUAGUCCGUCUACCUGUCCCCAGCAGUUGGAGGUGUGCACCUCUGAGCCCCUUUGCCAUGUCCCUGCUCUGGAGGCAUAGCAAGCCUGGGAAGAUCUCCAUCCACCAACUUCCAGACAAACCUGCUGGCGGUUCCCUUUGAUGUUCUCCAAACCCCAGUCAUAAGCUCAGCUGACCCAUGGCUCUUGGGCUCCUCUCUGUGUGCCCACCCUGCUCUGCAGUGGGGAAGGGUUGCUUGGCCCUGCUCUUGACACCUUGGCUCUCAGCAGGGUUCUUGUGGUAGAUUCCUUCUGCAUGUUAACCCCCUUGAGACGGAGAAAUGAAGCAAGAAUGGAGGUUACAGGGCAAAGAAGACAAGCUGGAUUUGUCAACCCCACCCCUGUGGCCUAUCUUGUUUUGUCAUCACUGGGAGCUGGAAGCUGUAAGUCCUUCCCCUGGGCACUGCUCUCAGCCCUCUACCUGGGAGGGGGUUAGCUCAGGUUUGGGCUGUCAGCCCCCGUGGAUCCAGGAGCCGGAGAGGGCCCAGCAAGGCACAGGGGAGCUGUAGGAUGGGCUGGGUUGGAGUCAGAUGUGCUGGGAGCAGGGUGAGUAAGGGGUUGCACACACUGGUCUUGCACAAGUGCCCUGAUUCACCACACGUUUGAAGGGCAGUGCUGCAGUGGAUGAUCUCUCACAGUCCCAUCUCCAUGAAAGGCCGGGGGCUCCAUCCAGGAGUGCUUCCACAAGGACACGGAUUCUCCAGGCUCCCUACUCCCUCUCUCCUAUUCAAGGGGCUGGCAAGGCCCUCGUCUCACACUGGAGCUUUCCUCCAUCUGUCCUGUGGCCUGUUGGACCAUCCCCUGCUCUGUCCUGCCCUGGGCCAGGCAGGACUUCUCACGGGAUAGCCGAGGAGACCCCAGAAGUGUUGCUCUUGCCUCACAUACUCUCAUUUCCUGUCUGUCACAGAAGCAGCAGCGUUUGAACUCAAAUUUAAGGAUUUUUCCACAUGAUCCCACUAGCACUGAACUGGGAUCUCAGAGGCCAGAGGCUCCAGGACCUGCCCCAUAAAAGCACAGACCGUUUCCCCUCUGCUUUCUCCAACCAUGGUGACUUGUGGACCAGCCCCAGAUCAUUUGCCACCAGCCUUUGUUAAAACCAUUCCGGGUGGAGUGUGUACAUUCCUCUGCAUCCUGAAAGACAGGACUAUCUCUAUUGAUUUGAUGGGAGGGGUUGCCUUUUAGGGGGGGGAAAAACCCCAUCCUACUGGCUUGCCUUGGCGGAGGGCGUGAUGGCACGUGCGGGUGUGACUCUGCCCAGGACAGUGACUGGUCCCUGGUGAUCCUGGCUGAGCCCUGCACAGCCCGGGACUGCAGCCGGUGGAGAUGUGGUGCCAGUGCCAGCUGCUAUGGGCUGGGUGACCUGCAGAACUGGAGGGGGCAAACAAAAUUGCACGGGGCACCACGGCUGCCAGGGUAGCACAGAUGUAGGAGGCUAGAGGAGGUGUUACGCUCUAAGCCUGUCUUGGAGGGGGUUUCCCUGCUUGUUCCUCAGCCAAUUUAACCUUUCCCUGGCCAGAGGGGAGGUGUGUGUUUGACUGUGUAGCCGUGUAUACCCUAUGCAUCUGUGUCUGCACCAAGAUCUACCAGUGCCUGGCCUGAAACCUCUCGCUGCUCCCUGCUGCAGUCGGUGCAGGGACCUGCUCUUGGGGGGCUUGCGGUCACACCUGUCUCAUCUUUCGCCACCUUUUUCUUCCUGUGCGUAGGCUGCAGGUCCUGCUUAAUUUCCCAGGGCUGAGUAGCCAAUCCUGGAUGGUGCUGAGCAUCCAGCAGCACACUGAGGUGGCUUCAAGGCUUUCACAGCCUGCAGGUGGAGGGAGCUGGGGGUAUUGUGGCACAACAGCAGGGGUCUGGAGAAGGAGGUCUUUGAAGCAAGGGGUGACUGUGAUCCCAUAUUCCUCUGUGUGUGUGUGUGUGUGUGUGUUUAUGUCUUAGUAUCUGUGUGGGUUGGUAUUUUCCAUGCAGGAGAGCGUUUCUCGAGUGUUAAUCUGGUUUAGCUACCUCACGGUGCAAGCUGGGUGCUGUCAUCAUUGGGUUUUGUUUUGGGGAUGAGGUGGGGAGUUUAUGGUCUUAAUUUUUUUUCUCUUAACUAUUGUUAUUGUUAUGGUUUUGACACUUGAAUUUGUCCUGGGGACACGUGGCCUCACCCUCACCUCACUGCAUGUCUGAGCCUCCCCUUGUGUUCUCUUCCCUGCCUCCUGCUGGAUAGCACAGCAGGACCAGCAUCCUGCUCUCCCCCGUGCUCCCAGCUCUCACCUUUGCAGUGGGAUCCCCCAGCUGGGUCUCAACACUGAUACUUUGGUCCCGUUGCUGGUGGGAUGCUUGGCAUUGUUGCCGUUAGCUGUUGGGUUGAUUUGCAGCCUGGAGGUGGUCCCGCUGGUCCCUUUGAAGGAUGGAAAGGGACCUCUGAAAGGCUCAGCUCAGCCUGUAUUCCUGCUUCUGCUCUUACAGAUGUUCUCUGUGGAUGCAAUGAAGCCCUUCUUGUCUGGGUGAUGUCCAUGCAAAGCACAUUGCUGGAACGGGCUGGUCCUAGUCCUUAUUUUCCAGAGCCUGCUGUAAUUCGGCAGCAGCCUGAAGCAGCAGGGAACUGGUCCUGUAAAUGCCUCUGUCCAGGGUGGGGAUGGUCUGUGAGAGAAGCUGCUUCUUGUGUGUGAUGUUUGAUUUUUCACCCCCAAAAUGUAGUUGAACCUAGAUCCUGUCCCAGGCACUGAACAUAAACCAGCGUAACUCUGGAGCCUCCAGAUUACUCCCUACUUGGGGCUGGGGAGCUGGCACAGGACUGUACCCCAAUCCCCUGGCACAAUGGGGUUUGGGAAGGGGCUCGUAGCUCUGAGCCAUGCUGUCAGUUUGGGGGGGCAGCUUCCCCUAAAUACUAAAGCACAAGGUCCUACUAUACAGGUGGUCUAGCAAGGGUGGCCCCUUGGACUCUGGUCCUUCAGAGCUCAGACUGGGGCGGUGGGUUUGGACAACCAAGGUGGAGGUGGGGCUGGGGAUGAUGGUGAGGGCUCUUUGCUGGAGGAAGCAGGUGAGAUGUUUCACCCUUUUGCACUGUGUAGGGGUGCUCCCCUGGGGCUCAGGACUUGCACUGCUGCCUAGCUUAAGUCCCUUCUUGUGGUCUCUGAACCCCUCUGCCAGCCCCUCCAUUGCAAGGACAGUUUGGAGCUGUUUUUACACCAUGCACCUCGUUUUGCUUCACCCUUGGGUGCCUUGGUUUGUGCCAAGGAUGUGAUGAUACCUGCUGUCCCAGGAGGUCCUUGCCUUCCUCAGAUCACUGGGUGAUGAUUUUGUCCCUGGGCCCUGACCAUUGCUCUGUGUGUCUCUUCCCUCCAGCACACUGGGGCCAGCUCCAGCCUCUGCUGAGGGUAUAAUGCUGGCCCAGAGCUGAGCAUUGCACACAAAAGGGUGGAGAUGACUCAGGAGCCCAAAAGCACUGGGCCCUCAAACCACUGUGAGCCCGCCCAGGGAGCCUGGGCUCUGCCCCCUCCCUGGCCCCCACAGCUCUUAUGGCACAAAAGGACAGGCUGGCAGUGCAUCUCUCAGUCUGGCCAGCUGCGAGGAGCUGGAGCACAAGGGGCCCGUCUCUGCCAGGUAUGUUGUUCCUCCCCAGCACCUCUGAGCACAGCUGCUUUGGGGUCUGGGAUGCUGCCUCCUGCCUUGGUACUGUAGAACCAGUGCCUGCUCCCACAGGUGCUCGCCCAGUGCCCUUGUCCCAGUCCUUCCCCUGUCCCAUGAUGGACAGGGUGCGGGUACAAACCCUGCAGAGCACAGGGUUCCCAGUUGCUUUUCAGCAAGCUCACUGGAGCUCUGCUCCGUCCUGCAGGCUGCAUGCCCUCCUGAGCCCCCUUCACCCUCCUGGGGAGGGAAUGGGGGCCCUGGCCCUGGCCUCUCCACAUUCUGCACGGUGCUCCACCUGUAACUGGGUGGGAGCCCAGCACACACCCCAUCCCCUAGACCUUGUCCUGGCCUCCUGGGCCUCAUCCCCAGAAAAGCACAUGCCUGCACCUUCCUCCUGUCCCAGGGGCUUGUCCCCUCAUCUGUAACGGCUCUGCCCUGGUGCCUGCCAGCUGUUCUGCAUCCCCCACAUCUCUAAACCACCCAGUACCCUCCAGUCCAGCCCUGUGGCAGGGCUUGGGCAACUGCAGCGUUGUGUUGCCUGCUCUGUCACCCCUUCCCGCUGCACAAGUAUCACAAAUAGCAGGUGCCUUUUCUUGUUUGGAGCUGUUUUCUAGAGGCCAGCUCUUAUGAAGGCUUUUUUUUCUCUGCUGGGUCAUGCAACCCAGCCCCGUGGUCUGGGUUUGUCAGAGGACAAGGUGUGUACGUAUAUUUUAUACCUCGAUGUGUUCCUGUAAAUAGUGUAAGUUAUUUUGGUCUCAUGAUGUACAUGUUUUUUCAAUGGCUGUGUUUGUUCCUUGCCUUUUUGUCUUCACAAAUAAAACACACUGAGAUUAA